Geodia barretti is the source of this 198-nucleotide messenger RNA. The record is from the annotation of a GenBank genome assembly. Lineage: Eukaryota; Metazoa; Porifera; Demospongiae; Tetractinellida; Geodiidae.
AUGGUCCUUUCAGGAACAAAUUGCCCGGUGCAAGCAGGCGUCCAAGAGGUAGCCGAGGCAACCGUGCGCUGUUUCCGACGAGCCAUUCCGGCAGCGGUGCCCGGAAUAGUCUUCCUUUCCGGUGGUCAAAGUGCUAAACUAGCAACAGAACAUCUCAACGCCAUGAAUGCCAUAGGUAACUGUCCCAUGGGAACUUAG